Neogale vison (American mink) is the source of this 853-nucleotide messenger RNA. It is a transcript of the gene UPK2, whose product is annotated as uroplakin 2. Bases 1 to 579 code for a protein of 192 amino acids. Gene Ontology annotation, cellular component: apical plasma membrane. NCBI's taxonomy places the organism in Eukaryota, Metazoa, Chordata, Mammalia, Carnivora, Mustelidae. The record is from RefSeq and is a predicted model, not a curated record. The transcript is spliced from 6 exons. Gene Ontology annotation, biological process: epithelial cell differentiation.
AUGAGAACUCCCGGCCCAGCUAUGGCAUCCCUGCUGCCCGUCCAGACCUGGCCCUUGAUCCUGAUUCUGCUGACUGUCCUGGCCCUGGGGGCUGCAGAAAACUUCAACAUCUCAAGCAUCUCGGGUCUGCUGUCCCCGGCACUAACGGAGAGCCUGCUGGUUGCCUUGCCCCCUUGUCACCUCACAGGGGGCAAUGCCACACUCAUGGUCCGGAGAGCCAAUGACAGCCAAGUGGUGAAAUCUAGCUUCGUGGUGCCUCCAUGCCGUGGGCGCAGGGAGCUGGUGAGUGUGGUGGACAGCGGGGCCAGCUUCACAGUCACCCGGCUCAGCGCAUACCAGGUGACAGACCUCGUGCCAGGAACCAAAUACUACGUUUCCUACCUAGUGACGAAGGGGACAUCCACUGAGUCCAGUAGAGAGAUCCCAAUGUCCACACUUCCUCGAAGGAAGGUGGAAUCCAUUGGGCUGGGAAUGGCCCGGACGGGGGGCAUGGUGGUCAUCACAGUGCUGCUGUCUGUCGCCAUGUUCCUGCUGGUGGUGGGCUUCAUCAUCGCGUUGGCUCUGGGCGCCCGGAAGUGAGGAGGCCAGCGCCAGGCAGCAGACCUCUAUGAGGUCCGGGACCCUGUCCAUUUCCCCAGCCUGUGUGCCCGCCUCCUCUGCUGAAAAGACUACCUGCUCCCAGUCCUCAACCAUGGCUUCUAAGGGGCCUUCACCUCUCCUCCCUGCCCCCUCUCACUGGAGCCUUUUCCUCCCUCUGCCCUCCCCUAGGUCCCUGGUGCCUCCCCUCCCUCCACUCCCUAUAAUCCCCUCGGCCCACUCCUGUCAGAACUGAUGCUCCUCCCACUUCUCCUCU